GUCCAGGCCCAGAGAGGGGCCACACUAUUUCUGGUGUGGAGUUGGACUCAGGAAGGAUGCGGGCUGGUUCCAACUAAAAGUGAAUGUGGGGACCGACCAGGCUGUGGGUGAAAGCCAGAGCAAACCUGCCCUUCUGAGUGUCUCGGAAUCAUGGCACUCUGGCGGGCAUACCAGCGAGCCCUGACCGUUCACCCGUGGAAGGUACAGGUCCUGACAGCUGGGUCCCUGAUGGGCCUGGGUGACACUAUCUCACAGCAGCUGGUGGAGAAGCGAGGUCUGCGGGGACACCAGGCUGGCCGGACCCUGAUCAUGGUCUCCGUGGGCUGUGGCUUUGUGGGCCCUGUAGUAGGAGGCUGGUACAGGGUUUUGGACCGCCUCUUCCCCGGCACCACCAAGGUAGAUGCACUAAAGAAGAUGCUGUUGGAUCAGGGGGGCUUUGCGCCAUGUUUUCUGGGCUGUUUCCUCCCACUGGUAGGAGCACUCAAUGGCCUCUCAGCCCAAGACAACUGGGCCAAGCUACGGCGGGACUAUCCUGACGCCCUUGUCACCAACUACUACCUCUGGCCUGCUGUGCAGUUAGCCAACUUCUACCUGGUCCCCCUUCAUUACAGGUUGGCUGUUGUCCAGUGUGUCGCGGUCAUCUGGAACUCCUACCUGUCGUGGAAGGCCCACUGGCUCUAGGCCGGCCUCACCCUGGUGUCUACGUGGGCGGCGCUGCAGCCUGACCCCAGCGCGGUCCCAUGGCCUCCCUGAAGUGGGCACGUCGCUUUUCCUGGGGUUCCGUGGCCACUCAGAACUUAAUGGGCUGAGCGCCUGACUCCUUUUGAAAUCAUUACAACCUUUAUAAUGGUCUCAUCCCACCACAUGGUAGGCGCUCCAUAAGUACGUACGGCCUCGUCCACUGCAGCUCACACCCGUAUCCCCCACUCUUCACAGCUACAUCUGCUCUCUAACCUUCCCAGCCCAGCUGGAGCUCCGGCUCUUUGGGGGCCCCAAAUCCUUAUAUGGGGCCUCCACAGAUCUGUUACGUAUGUAUGUAGUCUGAAACCUGCAGAGCUGAUGCGGAGGGCCCAGCAGAAACCUGUGGGGCAGUCAGAAUUUCUAGAGUCGGAAAGAAGUCUAGAAACAACCAGUCCUGAUCUUCUCCUGCAGAUGAGCACACUGAAGAAGUCCACACAAGUGAGGUGACCUGCCCACACCACCGACCAGUGGCAGAGUGGAAACUGGAACUCAUGUGCUAUCGAUGAAUGUUGGCGUCCCCACCAGAAUUCAUCUGUUGAAAACCUAAUGCCCACGGUGAUGGCAUUAGGCGGUGGGGGCCUUUGGAGAUGAUUAGGUCAUGAGGGAUUCGUGCCCUUUUAAAACAGCCCCAGACACGGGGCACCUGGGUGGCUCAGUCGUUAAGCGUCUGCCUUCGGCUCAGGUCAUGAUCCCAGGGUCCUGGGAUCG
This is a messenger RNA of Leptonychotes weddellii (Weddell seal), 1449 nucleotides long. RefSeq names its product mitochondrial inner membrane protein MPV17 (gene MPV17). Gene Ontology annotation, biological process: regulation of mitochondrial DNA metabolic process. Lineage: Eukaryota; Metazoa; Chordata; Mammalia; Carnivora; Phocidae. Gene Ontology annotation, molecular function: channel activity. The record is from RefSeq and is a predicted model, not a curated record. Gene Ontology annotation, cellular component: cytoplasm; membrane; mitochondrion.